Rotaria sp. Silwood2 is the source of this 4413-nucleotide messenger RNA. Lineage: Eukaryota; Metazoa; Rotifera; Eurotatoria; Philodinida; Philodinidae. The record is from the annotation of a GenBank genome assembly.
AAUGUGUUCUAUUAUAGAAACGCGUGUAGACGCGCUUACAAGUAUUCUAAAUUGUUUCCUUAACGAAAAAAAGUUGCCUCUCAGUUAUGGUAUUGAUCCGGUUUUGUAACAAUAUGACAUAUUCACUUCAAUUUAACAUAACUUUCAGUCAUUGAAUAAAAUGCAUAAGAUGAGAUUCCAUCACAGUUCCCAGAGAGCAGAAGGCUGAGAAUUUACUACCGAGUUACACAGGUUCAUUGAAUGUUCUGUUUCAUUGUCAUGUGACUUCUUAUCGAGAAAAUAUCUAUUUGUAUCGCAAUCAGUCCAUGAAAUCAUAUGAACUUAAAAAAAGAUUUAUUCUUUCUCCAUUGUUAGUCAUAAAUAAAAUUAGGAUAUGACAAUUUUCACAUUUAACAAAUUUUUUUAAAAAGAAUAUUUAAGCUCCAAGUUGCAUCAAAUGAGAAGAAUCACUUUAUUUAAAUAACUUGUUAUUCAGUGAUGACUUUAUACUAUAUAUAGUCCUCUAGGUUUCAUUGUAAACUUAAAGCGAAAUCGUUACUUUCAAUUUAAAACCAAAAUCAAAGAUAAAUAAAUUUCUUAACUUUUAUACUUUUCGUUCGGUUGUGAUACUUGAUAGUUUUUAGUCGCAUUUGAAUUCUAUAGAAUUCAUUCCCUAACCAAAAUAAUGAAAAUUAAAGUAAAUAAAUUUAAAAACUUGAACUUUAAUGGCUGCAUCUACGAAUGAGUAUAUCGUACGGCUAAAUAUUAAGUUAAGUAUUUUAGAUCAUAGUAAUUCGUAGCGGCGGAUGUUCAAGUUAUGGUCUUUCGAUUGAGUUUAGACAAUAUUUUACGAAACUGGAGGAAACAAAAACAGCGUUUCAUGCUUAUUUUGGAAGAACUGAGAAACUCAGACAUACUUUCCGCAAUGUCGUCACAUUUCAUCGACACUAUAUGGAUAUAACAGACUGUGCGGAUCUGCAAAAGCCACAAAACUCUGCCCUUAGUAUUCUCUGAUAGGAAGGAAAUAGUAGGAUUCCUGUUUAUAGAAGCAAACCUGUGUAUAUCACACUUUUUUGUAGCAGACAUCAUGAUAAUGUUACAAAUAAAUUGUGUUCGUUGUCUGACUCAAUGAAAAUUGAAGUUAAUCAUAUCGAAGCGAAAAUCAAUCAGGCAAAGAAGCAAAGAGCCGAGGCCGAUUGUAUUGAUAUCGUUGUUGAAAUCGCUUUCUCCAAUCUGCGAUAAUAAACGAUGCUGGUCAUGUUUGUCGAAAAGGAUUAGCCAUCUGCAGAAAGAAUGCUCGAUUGGAAAUCCUAGACAGAGAGACGUUAGAACAUGAUGUUGAACGUCAGAUGGUUCCUAGUAUAGCAAGUAAGCACACGUAUUGAUAAUUGACUACCCAUUGGAUUCUUCUGCUAGAACAAUUCUGGCAAGCGUUAUAAUCUUUCCUGCUGUUUUAUAAGAAGCAAGUGCCGUUCUAUAUUAUCUCUUUCAAUACCUCUAUACUUGAAAUGGUUUUAUUUGGAUUAUUUUUAGCAUCUUUUCCUUACCGAUGAACGUCAAAUUGUUUCUUACGAAAUGGCAGCAUAUCGUAAUCGGACGAAACAAAUAGAGUUAAAUUAGCAAAUACAGAGAGGCCAUUCUUUCAUAUCGCAUCCGUCAAUUGAACCAAAGUUCGAACGCUACUCAUUUGUCCACCAUAAGAAAUUGCGAAGGGUCAUACCAAGAAAUUUCAGUCGAACUUCAACAAAUGAAUUCACACACCAAAGUUUUCAUCCAUUGUUCGAGACGCUUCUACAACUUAAUCGAGAAAUUUCCGAUUAAAAAGAAAUCAUCGAGAAAAAGAAGUUUUUCUAUCCAGAAAGCGAGCCGAGUCCUCUUCACUUUGUCUAUUUGGUAAAUGUUCGAAGAAACUCGACCUUCGAUUCUAAGAACUUCAUAUCAAAAUGUACAUCAAACGAGAGACCUCGCUUUGUUCUCUCUAGCGAUAUACAAGAUAAUCCGUCUAAAAUAAAUUAUAUUGACUUUUCUUGAUUAAAAAUGAUUUUGAGUCGAUUGAACUUGUAUGAUUUUGACCGAUUUGUAAUUCAUAUUUUAAUGAAUAAUUAUAUUUUUGUGUCUAUUUUUGCUCAUAAGUGUUACAUGAAUGAAACGCAAAAACGUCUAACAAAGCAAAUACCCGUGAUAAAACAACGUGUCCGUAUUUAGGAAGCAUGUUGGAAAUGGCAACUCUAUCCGAGUAUCGUUUUCGAGCACAGCAAUAGGCAGAAACUAUGUAGAAAACGAUGACCGGAACCCGAUAUCGGAAUUCUGCUUCUGGAAAUCCAUCAUAGUUGGUCGUUUCCCGCCGUGCGUCUUCAGCCUAAGAUGACUUAUUUUGAACUUUUAAAAUUUUUCAUUUCUACUCAUCCUCAAUCACUGUUUCAGUUGUUAGAGUUUUAAACUUUGAAAGGUCUGUAGCUCUGUCAUUUUAGCCAAAAAGUCACUCUAAUUUCUUUUAUAAUCACAUUCUCAUACAAGGAUUCCGAAUAUGUAACAAAAAAAUGUAUGUUGAAAAUAUUCACACUCUAACUAUUCCCGAUUAUUCCAUCUUCUAACUAGAAAACAAAGGAGUGGUGAAAAAGAAGAAGGCACCAUCGACUUUUCAAAUACAAUUCUUCAUUCAUUUCCAAAAAGAUUUUUUCAUCCUAUGUGAUAUGACAUACUUUCUGAAAAAAAGGGUGUUAUAAUGAUCUUUUUGAAGUUCUAUACUUGCUGAUUAGAAUCCAAAAAUAGGUUCAGUAUGACACCUUUUUUUUUUAGAGAGAACUCAGUUUUCUGAGAGAGAGUAUAAAAGUAUAAAUUUAUGUCAGUCUACGACUCUGUGUCUUAUUAGUUUUAUUUCGUGUGUGUGUGUAGAACUACAUUAAACAUUAUUUAUCGAGGAUUUUUAAAAUUAUUCAUUGAAUGGUGUUACAAAGUGUAAGCCGACACAUAUGCUCUUACAGAAAAAAAACAUUUACCUGCCGCCGAAACGUUCUUUGUCUCGGUCACCUUGAUUCUAUUGUAUUUUAUCUACUUAGGUUAAAGAAGAAAAUGAUUACAGCACAAAAUAAACAUUCUGAUGCGCGUUUUUUACACGACUCUGCUUUAUCAUUUAUUACAUUCUUCAGCUAAAAUAUGAAGCCAUGAUUCUCAUCGUUACAUUACGACAUCUCAGCUUUACUUCAUUGUGGCUAGUUUUACCCUUACUGUUAUGCAUUACUCCCGACAUUAUUCCUUUGUCGAAGCGUUUGGCUGGCUCUCGUCCCAAUAUCGUAUUGAUAAUGACUCAUGACAUGGGCUGGGGUGAUUUGGGUGCGAAUUGACCUAAUACACGUGAUACUCCAUUUCUUGAUUAUUUAACUUCCAUUAGUAUGCGUUUCCCAGAUUAUCACAGUGGAGCUUCAGUUUGCAGUGUUAGUUGAGCAGCUCUAUUAACUGGACGAUUAACUCUACGCACAGGUGUUUGGCUAAACUUCGCCUCAACUGCUCUUGGGGGACUGCCUGUUAAUGAAACUAUCAUUUCGAAACUUUAAAAAAGUGUUGGUUAUGCAACUGCUAUUCAUGGUAAAUGACAUCUUGGACAUCAACCUCCAUUUCAUCCUUCAUACCGAGGAUUCGAUGAGUAUAUCGGUGUUCCAUAUAGCAUUGAUAUGAGUUGCACAGAUAAUUCUGGAACUAAUUAUCCACCAGGUAAAAGUUUGUCCUAAAGAUGCGCCAUUUUAUUUUGAACAAAAACAUGAACAUGCUGAUGAUCUAAGAAGAGUUAUUGAAGUUGAUUUAACAGUUGGUAUACCGCUGUAUCAAUGUCUUACACCUCGAUGUCAGAAUGAUAACUGUAAUAAAGAAAUUAUUGAACAGCCAGUUAAUCUUUCAACUUUAACACAAUCGUAUAUUGAUAAUGAUCGACGAUUUAUUCAACGUAGUGUAAAAGCAAAGCAACCAUUCUUUCUAUAUCUGCCAUUGUCACACAUGCACGUACUGCAUGAUUAUGCACAACAAUUCAAAGAUACAAGUGCUUUGCAGAGUAUUUACGGUGAUGCACUACGAGAAUUAGAUUGUCAUGUCAAUCAAACAUAUCAACUGUUAAAAGAUUUAGGUAUUUUAAACGAAAUAUUGUUGAUAUUUACCAGUGACAAUGGACCAUGGUCAUCAAAAUGCGAUUUAGCAGGAAAUCCAGGACCAUUUACAGGUGCUUGGCAAGCGUUACCACUACCUUCUGGAGGUGGAGAAGGGAGGAUAGCAAAAUUCACAACAUGGGAGUCAGGACAUCGUGUUCCAUUCAUUGCACAUUGGCCGGGUAUGAUCAAACCGGGCACCGUCUCUAAUGCCAUUGGGUCACACUUGGAUAUGAUGUCAACUCUUGCUAAUCUUGCUAAUUUUCGUCAAAUCGUAGCUUUGAUGGAAUUGAUCUGA